AUGAGGUGGACGCUGUUCUUGCCAGAUGACGGAGCUGGUAAGUGGGGGGCCGCCCACCCGCAGGCCAGCGAGGACAAGGUGAAGCAGCUGGUGACGGAGAUCGGCUGGGAGAUCCAGCAGCUCAGCAUGGCCGGCUGCUACUGGCUGUCGGGCAGCACGGUGGAGCACGUGGCCCGCUGCCGCGGCCUGGUGAAGGUGAAUCUCUCGGGCUGCCACCUGACCUCCCUGCGCCUCUCCAAGGUUCUGUCGGCCCUGCAACGCCUGCGCUCCCUGGCCAUUGACGUGAGCCCCGGCUUCGACGCCAGCCAGCUGAGCGGUGAGUGCAAGGCCACGCUGAGCCGUGUGCGGGAGCUCAAGCAGACGCUGUACACGCCCUCGUACGGCGUGGUGCCCUGCUGCACCAGCCUCGAGAAGCUGCUGCUGUACUUCGAGAUCCUGGACCGCACGCGCGAGGGUGCCGUGCUCUCGGGCCAGCUCAUGGUGGGCCAGAGCAACGUGCCACGCUACCAGCACCUGCGUGUCUUCUACGCCCGCCUGGCCCCCGGCUACAUCAACCAGGAGGUGGUGCGCCUUUACCUGGCUGUGCUCAGCGACCGCACGCCCGAGAACCUGCACGCCUUCCUCAUCUCGGUGCCCGGCAGCUUUGCCGAGAGUGGGGCCACCAAGAACCUCCUGGAGUCCAUGGCCCGCAACGUGGCGCUGGACGCGCUGCAGCUGCCCAAGUCCUGGCUCAACGGCUCGGGCCUCCUCCAGCACCUGAAGUUCAGCAGCCCCUUCUACUUCAGCUUUAGCCGCUGCGCCCUGUCCGGCGGCCACCUGAUCCGGCGCGUCAUCGACGGCGGCAGGGACCUCCGGAGCCUGGCUGGCCUGAACCUCAGCGGCUGUGCGCACUGCCUGGCGCCCGACUCCCUGCUGCGCAAGGCAGAGGACGACAUCGAUAGCGGCAUCCUGGAGACGCUGGUGGCGGCCUGCGGCAACCUGCGACACCUCAACCUCUCGGCUGCCCACCACCACAGCCCCGAGGGCCCCGGCCGGCACCUGUGCCAGCUGCUGGCACGGCUCUGCCACCUGCGCUCUCUGUCGCUGCCCGUCUGCGCUGUCGCUGACUCGGCGCCGCGGGCCGACCGCGCGCCCGUCCAGCCUGCCACACACGCUGUGCCCCGCGGCUUCGGCAAGAAGGUCCGCAUCGGCGUGCCGUCUGGCCCCGACCCUUUCUCAGGGCAGGCGGGCCCCCUGCCGUCCUCUGUGUUCUGGUCGCUGUUGAAGAGCGUGCCCUUCCUGGACCGCCUCGAGCUGAUUGGGUCCAACUUCUCGUCUGCCAUGCCGCGCAACGAGCCCGCCAUCCGCAACUCGCUCCCCCCCUGCGGCCGGGCACAGAGCGUGGGGGACUCGGAGGUGGCUGCCAUCGGCCAGCUGGCCUUCCUGAGGCACCUGACGCUGGCCCAGCUGCCCAGCAUCCUGACAGGCUCCGGGCUGGUCAGCAUCGGCGUCCAGUGCCAGCAGCUCCAGUCCCUCUCCCUGGCCCACCUGGGCACGACGGGCAAGGUGGCCUACACUUCCGCCCUCGCGGACAUGCUGAAACACUGCAAGCGGCUGAAGGACCUCAGGCUGGAGCAGCCCUACUUCAGCGCCAACGCCCAGUUCUUCCAGGCGCUGAGCCAGUGCUCUGCGUUGCAGCGCCUGUGCCUGGUGUCCCGCAGUGGCACCCUGCAGCCCGAGGCCGUGCUGGCCUUCAUGGCGCGCUGCCUGCACGUGGUCGUGUGCCACCUGUUCACCGGCGAGUCGCUCAGCACCUGCCGGAGCCUACAGCAGUCCCUCCUCCGCAGUUUCCAGGCCGAGCGGCCCGCGCUGAACGUCGUCAUCUUCCCUCUGCUCCACGAGGGCCUGACCGAUGUCAUCCGAGACGUUCCCAUGGUGCACCUGGACGAGGUCACCUUAUUUAAAAGCAGAGUGGCCGAGGAACCGCCAAAUCUGUGGUGGUGACAGGAGUGGGCCCCCACCGGCCCGUCG
Molecule: messenger RNA, 2010 nt
Organism: Lipotes vexillifer (Yangtze River dolphin)
Lineage: Eukaryota; Metazoa; Chordata; Mammalia; Artiodactyla; Lipotidae
Gene: FBXL18
Product: F-box and leucine rich repeat protein 18
Exons: 3
Coding region: 1-1983 (660 amino acids)
Biological process (GO): SCF-dependent proteasomal ubiquitin-dependent protein catabolic process
Cellular component (GO): SCF ubiquitin ligase complex
Source: RefSeq, a predicted model, not a curated record